Molecule: messenger RNA, 874 nt
Organism: Rhipicephalus sanguineus (brown dog tick)
Lineage: Eukaryota; Metazoa; Arthropoda; Arachnida; Ixodida; Ixodidae
Product: elongation of very long chain fatty acids protein AAEL008004-like
Exons: 1
Coding region: 11-874 (287 amino acids)
Biological process (GO): very long-chain fatty acid biosynthetic process; sphingolipid biosynthetic process; fatty acid elongation, polyunsaturated fatty acid
Cellular component (GO): endoplasmic reticulum membrane
Molecular function (GO): fatty acid elongase activity
Source: RefSeq, a predicted model, not a curated record
AGCGAAGACCAUGGUGUUCACACUGAACCCCAUCACUCUCGCAAACAGCAUCGUUGAGAUGGGUGACCCCAGGACGCGAGACUACCCUCUGGUGUUGAACCCGCUCUUCGUUUUCCCCCUCGUGGUUUGUUACCUGUACUUCGUCAAGGUUGCCGGACCACGUUGGAUGAGAGACCGUAAGCCGUUCGACAUCAUAAACGUCGUCCGCCUCUACAACCUCUUCAUGGUGGUCGUCGCUGCCGUGUUCCUGUACUUGCACCUGAAGAUGACCUACCUUCCCGGGGGCCGGUACAACCUCUGGUGCCAGGGGAUCACGGGCGAGACCGACGAGGAGCUCGUACAGUACUACAAGUACGGCUGGUUCUUCAUCGCCGUUCGCUACGCUGACCUCCUGGACACGGUAUUCUGCGUACUUCGAAAGAAGUUCAGCCAGAUUACGCACUUGCACGUAAUUCACCACACCAUGGUGACGGUGAACGUGUGGUAUUACGCCCUGUUUGCACCCGAAGGCCAGCCGGCCCUCGGCUUGGCCAUGAACGCGUUUGUACACGUGGUCAUGUAUUUCUACUACUUCCUCGCUACCCUGGGUCCCAGGAUUCGCAAGCACCUGUGGUGGAAGAAGUACUUGACAACUAUGCAAAUCGUACAGUUUGUAAUUGCUCUCUUCCACAUUUGUAUACCGCUUUUCGUCGACUGUGGAUUUCCGAAGUACAUCAUAAUCACGGGAGGACUGCAGACACUUCUUAUGCUGUGUUUAUUUGUCAAUUUCUACAUCAAGGCCUACAUUCAAAAAGGCUCUUACUUGAAACCUUCGCCAGAGUCCUUUGAAGAUAAUGGUGCAAUGAUUACUGAAAAGAAUGGCAAGAGAGAUUAA